Messenger RNA from Puccinia triticina, 1524 nucleotides. RefSeq lists its product as uncharacterized. NCBI's taxonomy places the organism in Eukaryota, Fungi, Basidiomycota, Pucciniomycetes, Pucciniales, Pucciniaceae. The record is from RefSeq and is a predicted model, not a curated record. Bases 1 to 1524 code for a protein of 507 amino acids. Gene Ontology annotation, molecular function: oxidoreductase activity. The transcript has 5 exons.
AUGAAAGUCGCUGUUGUUGGUGGUGGGAUCAGUGGGCUGACGGCCGUCUGGCUGCUGAAUGAAUAUUCUGACCAUGACGUCGAUCUCUUCGAGGCAAACGAAUACGUUGGAGGACAUACCAACACGGUCACGUACAAGGACACUCCAGUCGACACUGGCUUUAUCGUCUUCAACAAGCUCACCUAUCCCAACUUUGUCAAGUUUUUGGAGGUCCUCAAUGUGGAUUACAUCGCCUCUAACAUGUCCUUCUCAGUCAAGCGAGCCUUCGCACCUGCCUACGAAUGGUCCGGCAAUGGGAUCUUCAGCCUCUUCAGCGGGAUCUCCAGUUGGGCCGAUCGCUUUGGACAGGUUCGGCUCAUUUGGGAUCUCGUACGGUUUAACCACUUGGCAGUCGAUGUGCUCUUUGGACCAGAGGGAGAGCUCUCGAUUGAAGAAUAUCUCCUGAAACACGGAUAUUCAGAUUCCUUCAAAAGGAACUAUUUGUUGCCAAUUAUUUCUUCAAUCUGGUCAACUCCCGCAAACAAAACGGCGAUGCAUUUUCCGACGAGGACUUUGAUCAGAUUUAUGUCGAAUCACCAUCUCCUUCAAGUAUUCAAUCAACCACAAUGGUUAACGAUCAAAAACGGCUCAAAGACCUACGUGGACAAGAUCCUGUCGAAAUUAGAUCCGAAGAACUGCUUUACAUCAACACCCAUCGAGUCAAUUUCGAUGGACCAAUCUUCCAAAAAGGUUUCCUUGAAAGCUUCCAAUUCUCCAACCCUUCAUGGACCAUACGAUCAAGUCAUAUUUGCCUCGCAUGCCGACCAAACCGUGAAGAUUUUGAAGAAUAGCCAAUGUUCCGACGUCUUGUCUGCUGAGAUCGACGUCUUGUCCCGAUUCGAAUUCAAUCAAAACGAAGCUGUCUUGCACAAUGAUGUCAGCUUGAUGCCCCGCAACCGGGAUACUUGGACUUCUUGGAACUACCUUAUCACAGAUCCCUGCCAAAACCAGCCUCCCACCAAACCGCAUACCCAGGAGAAAGCUAGCGACGUAUCUUGUGUGGAAAAUACUGUGUGCUUGACCUAUUGGAUGAACUUGCUCCAAUCGAUCCCAGAGAAAUCGUGUGGUCCAGUGCUUGUGACACUGAACCCCCAAGAAGAAAUCAACCCCAACUGCGUAUUUGGACGAUGGAAAUAUGACCAUCCACUAUAUACUAGUGAUAGUGUAAAGGCGCAAGAAGACAUUGGAGGGAUUCAGACCAAGAAUGGUCUGAGUUUUGUAGGCGCAUGGACGAACUACGGCUUCCAUGAGGAUGGGCUGACAUCCAGUCUGCGCUUGUUGCUACUCCAACAACCCGCACUGUUUGCUGUCCGGUCGCCGUUCGAGAAGGUUUCGGUCACCGAGGAGGCUGUCCGGCCCGUCGGACGUAUGACACGCUUUCUCUUCGGAUUUGUCCAGCUGUGCAUUCAGAUCAUCUGCUAUUUCGUCUGGCCUAUUGUCCGUACCAUUUUUAUUCGAACACCGGUCAAGUCGAAGCUUGCUUGA